CCGCCCGGGUUCCUCUCCCCCCUCUUGGGCGCUCCCUGCCAAGCCCAUGAUGUAAUGGUGUAUGUUAAUCAGUAGCAUGUGGGGAGCUCCGGCUCUGGCGGCUCAGUCCUCCGCGAGCCGACACUGGAGGCAGCAGCAGCGGCGGCGGCAGUAGCGCCCCGGACCCGCAGCGCAGCACUUCCUCAGCUCCGCCUGCCCCGACGGCAUGGCCCGCGGACCGCGCUCCGGGAGCCCCCAACCCCGCUGAGAGUCRCCCGGCCCCGGACCCGCGAGUAGGGCCCCGAGCCGCAGGGAUGAGCCGCGCCAAGUGGUGAUCGCCGCUCGGGAAUGCGGGUGUGAAGGGUCCGAGCUGCCACCCAGCGGGGAGAAGACCCCGGGACGCCGGAAAUCACCAUCCCGAAGCUGCGAGAAGGGGGGAAAAGAGAGCGUUCUUCAUUCAGUUGUGUGCCUUGUGAGGGAUUUUAUUUUCAAAUUCGUUAUUUUAUUUUAUUUUAUUUUAUUUUUUAAAAAGAAACAUUUCCGUGCUACUGUCUGUCAUCGUCUCCGGGGAAAUCAGCCAGAACCACCGGAACGUAACUGAGACCAGACAAGAGAGGCAGGAGCCGAGGCAGUACCUGCAGCGUCCGGGCACCAGAGCCACCUUGGAACCAGAACGCGUCUCCGGUGGCCGCGGGGCUGCGGCUCCGCCAAACUUUGGGGCGGGCGGGGCGGGUAGGGGCGCCGAGGGGCUUUGUAGACUGAGGGCGGCCCCCUAACCAUGAUGUUUCGCGACCAGGUCGGGGUGCUGGCGGGCUGGUUUAAGGGCUGGAACGAGUGCGAGCAGACUGUUGCGCUGCUGUCGCUGCUCAAGCGCGUGAGCCAGACCCAGGCCCGCUUCCUCCAGCUCUGCCUGGAGCACUCGCUGGCCGACUGCGCCGAGCUGCACGUCUUGGAAGGCGAGGCCAACAGCCCGGGAAUCAUUAACCAAUGGCAACAAGAAUCCAAGGAUAAAGUGAUUUCCCUCCUGUUAACUCACCUGCCUUUGCUGAAGCCAGGAAACCUCGACGCAAAAGUAGAGUAUAUGAAACUGCUGCCCAAAAUCCUGGCACACUCUAUUGAACACAACCAGCACAUUGAGGAGAGCAGACAGCUGCUGUCCUAUGCGUUGAUACAUCCGGCCACUUCAUUGGAAGACCGCAGUGCUCUAGCCAUGUGGCUGAAUCACUUGGAGGACCGCACUUCCACCAGCUUCGGCGGCCAGAGCCGAGGCCGCUCGGACUCUGUGGAUUAUGGGCAGACGCACUACUAUCACCAAAGACAGAACUCUGAUGACAAGCUCAACGGGUGGCAGAACUCUCGGGACUCUGGGAUUUGCAUCAAUGCCUCCAACUGGCAGGACAAAAGCCUGGGGUGUGAGAAUGGCCAUGUGCCCCUCUACUCCUCCUCAUCCGUCCCCACCACAAUCAACACAAUUGGAACCAGUACCAGUACAAUUCUCUCAGGCCAGGCACACCACAGCCCUUUGAAACGAUCUGUGUCCCUUACCCCACCCAUGAAUGUGCCAAACCAGCCUCUAGGACAUGGAUGGAUGUCUCAUGAGGACUUACGAGCUAGAGGACCCCAGUGCCUCCCAUCCGAUCAUGCCCCCCUGUCUCCACAAAGCAGUGUAGCCUCUUCAGGAAGUGGUGGGAGUGAACACUUAGAAGAUCAGACCACUGCUCGUAACACAUUCCAGGAAGAAGGUAGUGGUAUGAAAGAUGUUCCAGCCUGGUUAAAAAGCCUCCGCCUGCACAAAUACGCCGCGCUUUUCUCCCAGAUGACCUAUGAGGAAAUGAUGGCCCUCACCGAGUGCCAGCUGGAGGCUCAGAAUGUUACCAAAGGUGCAAGACACAAAAUUGUCAUCAGUAUUCAGAAGCUCAAAGAAAGACAAAACCUCCUGAAGUCUUUGGAAAGGGACAUCAUCGAGGGGGGCAGCCUGCGCAUCCCCCUUCAGGAACUGCACCAGAUGAUCCUGACUCCCAUCAAGGCCUAUAGCUCCCCGAGCGCCACCCCGGAGGCGCGCCGCCGGGAGCCUCCAGCCCAACACCAGCCCUCCCUGAUGGGCCCUGAGAGCCAGAGCCCUGACUGCAAAGACAACACAGUGGCCACCAGCGCCUCUGCCAGCGCCUCGGCUGGGGCCAGCGGCGGGCUGCAGCCACACCAGCUGAGCAGCUGUGAUGGGGAGCUGGCUGUCGCCCCCCUGCCAGAGGGGGACCUGCCUGGGCAGUUCACACGCGUCAUGGGGAAAGUGUGCACACAGCUCUUGGUCUCCAGACCUGAUGAGGAAAAUAUAAGCUCCUAUUUACAGCUCAUAGACAAGUGUCUAAUUCAUGAGGCAUUCACAGAGACGCAGAAAAAAAGAUUGUUGUCAUGGAAACAGCAGGUGCAGAAGCUCUUUCGGUCUUUCCCUCGGAAAACCCUCCUAGACAUAUCGGGAUAUCGACAGCAAAGAAAUCGCGGCUUUGGGCAGUCCAACUCCCUCCCGACGGCUGGCUCUGUGGGCGGCGGAAUGGGCAGACGGAACCCACGCCAGUACCAGAUCCCCUCUCGGAAUGUCCCUUCUGCCCGCCUAGGCCUCUUGGGCACCAGUGGAUUCGUCAGCUCCAACCAGCGCCACACUGCAGCCAACCCUACCAUCAUGAAACAAGGAAGACAGAACCUCUGGUUCGCCAACCCCGGUGGCAGCAACAGCAUGCCCAGCCGCACCCACAGCUCCGUCCAAAGGACCCGCUCGCUGCCUGUCCACACUUCUCCACAGAACAUGCUGAUGUUCCAGCAGCCAGAAUUCCAGCUUCCUGUGACUGAACCUGACAUCAACAACAGGCUGGAGUCCUUGUGCCUCAGUAUGACCGAGCAUGCCCUGGGAGACGGGGUUGACCGGACCUCCACAAUCUAGAAGCUGAAGAUGAGAGUGACCGCGCUGGCCGUGAAAUCGACUGCUGCGGGUCCAGUGUCAGCCAUCUUCAUGGUUGCAUAGAAUCCUCCAAGAUACUUUGCAGCCCAUUUCCCCUGGUCCCUCGCCCAUUUUGAUUUUGUGAGAGCGUAGGUCAUCCUUGUAAACAUAUCAGUAGACCUGGGAUUGGUUAUGUUGUCAUUUGUUUCUGUCAUGGGAUGGUUUGGUGUGCCCGGUGAGAGGAGUCUCUAGGGAAAUGUGGUGGGACUAGGGGCGGGGGUGGGGGAGGGAUGUGAAUGGCUUCCUGGAUGGAAGGGGUGGGGAUGGCUGCUGUGAAAAGGAGAUGAGAGACACAAGAGGGAGGCAGAAGCCCUCACCUGGGGAGCCCUCUUAGAGAGCCUGGCUUCCCAGUCAGGCCACAGAAGGAGAUGGUGGACCCAUGCGACCAAAGCAAGAUGGUGGCUCGCCUGUUUCUGUUUCCCCUGAUUGGGUUCCCUGAGGCCCCACUUGAAACAGCCACAGGAGAAAGUCAAAGGGCAACAGGGGCAAGAAGGAAGAAAUUCCCUCCAGCAAAAUUUCAGAUAAACUUUGAUUUGUGUAUUGUUUACAUAAGAAUUUUAAAGGGUACAUAAUGUGUAAAGAGUUUGGGUAGAACUUCUCUUCAUACUAUGGUUUUUGUAAAAGGAUUUAUUGUUGUUUAUGGAUUCAUUUUUUUUUCUUCUAUUUUUAUAAUAGCAGCAGGGUUGUCUUUUGAAAUGGCUGCCGAGCUCUGCUUCUUGGGAAGAUGGAUAUAGUCACGUAGGCCUGAGUUGCUAUCUUUCACCAUUAAGUGGGAGGAGCCUGUGGGUGGAUUUGAAGGAUGAGGAUGUGGCCAGAAUGUACACAGCACUAGGAAAGGACACAAGGACGAUGGCAGCAUGUGAUCAGUUACAGAUUUGCUCACAGGUCACCCAGAGAUUGUAAACAAACCUUGCGGCCUCUUUCUGGGCUGGAUUUGCUUCUCAUCUAAAGACCUUGCUUCCUUCCCACCCUCCCCCUGGGCUUCAUCUUAGCACUGCUGACCUGGCUCCACAGACACCCAGGUGGGUCCCAGUUCCAUGGUGGAGGGUGAUGCUUUUCCCUUACGAGAGGUCUAAUAUCCAGAAAAUGAGAUCAAAACAUGUGCAUGGGGUUUCCUAGAGGAACCUGAGCCGUAGGGGCUCAGUCAAGUCCCUGCUGAGGAAGAAGAGAGAAAGGCCCAGCAACAGUGCAUGAAGGGUCAGUUGGCAAGUGUCAGAGAGAGCAAGCAGGAGGCACUGGGCUCACGCAGUCCAGCCCCACCCUCCCAGGUGGCAGUAAAAGCAGAAGUGGGAAGGAAGGUUCUAUCCACACAGUGAGCCAGAUGUGCUGUAUAGUUAGCUGAUUUAUCCAUCUACACAGAAGGGAGGGGGGAAAAACGCUCAUUGCAUGGUGAGAGAUUAACAAACUAUGGUACCACAAAGUAAUAGCUCUAUUUCUUAAGGGCAAGAAAGAGUGUGUUUUGGAAUUUGAUGCCGUGGAAGGUAUUAGUGGAAAUCAAAAGGGAAUUGUGCUCUGCACUGGAAAAUUGGGUUGUGUAGAUGACGGUAUAAAUGCUCAGCCAGAGGCAAGAUUGGGGAGAAGGGUGUAAGGCCUGUUUAUUAAGUGAGUGAGAAUGAUGCCUCUUUUUUUUUUUUAAGUGAAGUCAGAGUCACAAUUAAUUAGAUCAGAUCAUGAAAAUUAUUGCACUCACUUAUGGUUAUUUUUUUAAGUAAAUGAAUUACACAGAUUUAAAAGGGCUUAAUAAAAUCCAAACAACUUUCUUUUACCAUCAAGAUUAAAAUGUACACCCAGCCCAGCCAGGAUGCUGUGGUCAGGUUUUUGAAACCUCUUUGCCAUGCAAAAGGCUUCGAGUACCUUAACCAGAGCCUUUAGUGAGCCCAGAAAGCUUGAAUCCAUAAUUUCAUGCUGUGCAUUUAAAAGAGAGAGAAAGGGGGGGGGGAAAGAGAAAGAGAGGGAAAGAGAGAGAGAGAAGAAAAACAUUUAGACCUCUCCUUGGGGUGACUAAAUUCUAAAGAUGCAAAUCCAUGUGCAGAAAGAAGCAGCAUUUUUUUUUCUUUUUUUUUUUUUAACCAAGUGCCAUUAACAUUCAUCCCUCACAUCCCGUUUCUAAACAAGCAUAAUGUUGGGGAAUGUGCUGGGAUGGACGAUCACAUGUAAGGCAGGAAGAAUAUGUCAAAAUGAUGAAGGCCAAAGGUAAGGCCAAGAGAGGGUUUGAGGAUGUGUUUGGGGGAUGCUGAUGAGAAAGUUAAUACAGAGGAGAGAAAACAAGGGUAUUACAUGUCUUGUAGAGAAAGGAGAAGGCGUUCGGAUCUGCUGCAAAACACACGUAUCCAUAAAGACUCGUGUUAUCAGAAAACAGAUUGUGAACACAAUCACAUUAGCACGAAUCCUUUAAAAGGAAGAAGACCUUAAAAGUAUUUGCAAAUCUGAAUUUCUAUUUAUUCCUUCACUGAAUAUAGAAACAAUGGUUAUCUGAUUAUUAGAGAUAUUAUUUUGGAUAUGUUACUUAUUAACUUGCUAUGGCUGGUAACCAUGAUAAAGUCUGUUAUUAAUAACAACAUAAUUCUUUUUUUAAGAAAAGAAAAGCUUAUUUUUCAUUGACUGUGUAUAGAUUUACUUAGUUGUGUUUUGCUAUAUUAGUGUUUUGUUUUGUUUUUUUAAGUUGAGUGUUCUGAUGAAUUUUAGGAGCCUGUCCCCAUCUUGUUUUGAGUCCUGUGUUGACUGCAGGUAUACAGCUCAAUUUAAAAAUCCUAAAGCAAAAGAAUUUUAUUUAUAAAAGAAACAGUUGCAUGCAUAAGGCUGUGAAGUCGGAUAUUUAGUAAUAAAGCGGCAGUGCCUUUUUUUGUAUUUACCCAUUGAUCCCCAAAUGCAACUGUUUUAUAUUAAGUAAAUAGAAAACGAUUUUAAAAAAGAAUCUCAAGAGUAAAAUCUAUUUCACUACGUGGGUUCCCCCCUCCCCCUUGUUCUGAGUUAAGCAGUGUGUCAACUUGGCAUCUCGACACUGUCCCAGGGACAGUGGUGUUCUACAAUAUUGUUAUCAUGUAUGAUGUUUUAUUGGUGCUUUUUAUUCAUAGAGGUUUCUUACCAGAAACAGUAGGAAGAAACACAUGAACUGUGUCCACGACAUGAAACAUUGCUGCUGAUAUGUUUUUUCACAUGCUUUUGUUGAAGUUUCACUUUUUAAACGAGAGCCAGCCAGCAAAAUAGAUGCGCUGGGUCUGCCCGCUGGGGACAGCUGUUGUGUACCAAGCUCUCAAAUCCUGGGUAUGGAGGGUUCCUUUCUGAUUCUCAGGAUUGGAGCUGCAGCUGCCACCCCCCUACCCCCUAGCCCCCACCCCUGCCACUCCCAUUCAUUCUGAAGAGACACUGAGGGAAACUGAGAUUUUCUUUUGAGGUGUCACUGGCUGCCUUUUACAGAAUGGGAGCCUCCUCCGGGUCUUUUGUCCUUCUGAACCUCUUGUAGCAACUGCCAGUGCAAGGUUUGUAGAUGUGUAUCCCCAGAGCCCGGGCUGAGCGCUGAGCUGGGCCCCAUGCAUGGGCCUGCAACCCAGGAGGGCAGCGUGGGGAGGCAAAGCAGGCCCCAUGCGGUGCCCCUCUGGAGAUGACCUUGACAGUCCCCUGCAGCCUGGGUGCGGGUAAGCAGCCUAACCAAGGCACUCGGGUGUGCCUGUUACAAGCAGAACCUACAGAAGGAUCAUUUGCACAUGGAGCUGUGAUAACACUAAUGUUGUUUCUUUUUCUUUCUUUUUUACAAGUCAUCAGAGAUGUUUGCAAAGUGAGUUUUAUUUUUUUGUAAUUCCUUUAUCUUUACUUAAAGGUGAAUGUGUAUUCCUCUGGGAGGAAUAGGAAGAAAACAGGAAUGUUCAUAAUGUCAAACAGAAACUUCCUCCCUUAUUAAUAUAUAACCCUCAUGUAUUUAUGCCUAAUGUAAACUGACUUUUAAAAAGCUCUCUUCUGUUGCAUGCCCAUGAAGGCAUCCGUAUUGUACAUGCAUGCCUUGCGUCCUGUUUUCCUGUAUAAAGUUAGUGAACAAAGAAAUAUUUUUGCCUAGCUCAUGUUGCCAAGCAAUGCAUAUUUUUUAAAUUUUGUCAUAUAUGGAAAGAGCAUGUUUGUUACAUGUAAAAGCUUUACUGAUAUACAGAUAUACUAAUGUUUGAACAUGCUUUCUUUGCAAGUGUACAGUUUUCAAAUGUUGUUACCAGUGAAACACCCUUGUGGUUUAAACUUGCUACAAUAUAUUUAUUACUCAUUUCCUCCCAUGUAACUAAGAAUCAUGGCUAUAUUUCAUAUCAACGUUAUAUUGAAAGUGAAGGGAAAUGAUUAAUACAAGGUUUUGUAACA
Messenger RNA from Urocitellus parryii (Arctic ground squirrel), 7312 nucleotides. RefSeq names its product sterile alpha motif domain containing 4A (gene Samd4a). Gene Ontology annotation, molecular function: mRNA binding; translation repressor activity; protein binding. Gene Ontology annotation, biological process: regulation of mRNA stability; nuclear-transcribed mRNA poly(A) tail shortening; negative regulation of translation. The record is from RefSeq and is a predicted model, not a curated record. Gene Ontology annotation, cellular component: P-body. NCBI's taxonomy places the organism in Eukaryota, Metazoa, Chordata, Mammalia, Rodentia, Sciuridae.